GAGCGAAGCAAAAAUACAACCAACUAGCGAAAGAAAGACAACAUCAUGACAAAAAGCAAGUAUCAUAUCUGUUUAUAUUAUAUCGGAUUGCUUGCUUUUCUUCCGGGGUUGACAGAGUUUUCGGAUGCCUUUCGAGCUGGAGAUUUCUUGCAAUCCUCGUCUCCAAAUCGGAAUUUGCAAUCGAAUUGUUUGCGAUCUGUCGCGUCAACUUCCACACAACUCGGCCUAUUCGACGCGGAUGCCUCGUUUGUAGCAGGAUCCGCGCUGUGGGGCCUCAAUCUAUACUACGGCUUCGAUUGGAUACUGGCACCACUCGGAACGGGACUGGACAGCGAUUUCAACGCGGCGACGAGGGCUACAACGUUCUUGGGCAGGAUCCUCUCUGGGAAAUCGGUAACGGAGGCAGCGUCCCCACUCCAACUACUCGAGGAUGGCGAAGCCGAUGCCGAACGGCCCGAGAUGGGAUCACGGAUUGGAUCGGGGGCCAACAUUGCGUACAUAACGUCAACCAUUGAGAGCGAUGACGGCACGAACGACUGGCUGUCCGAUCGAGAGGCUGGUUUGUCGUCGUCGGCACCGCUUCCACUCCAGCUGGCGGUAGCUCUCCUCUUCGGAAUUGCCGGAAUUGUGGCACAAACCAUAACGCAUUCCUUUCAAACGGCCGCCGUCCUGGUGAUCCCGGCGCUGGUGUACGAGAUUGGUCGCCCGUCGUUGCCCACCCGAGACGAGGCUAUAUUCGACGCUAAACUGGACGCUGCCGUCACGAAAUUUGUGCAAGAAAAMGUGGUGGUGUACGGUCAGRAGGGAACACAGAACGAAGGCGUAGCGCCGGUGCGACGGGACGAGGCCACAAACGAGCGCGAAUUGGUGACCGCAUUUCGAAAGCAGCUUCAAGAAAACAAAGAAGAAUCCGCAGGCCUCGAAAGCAGUGAUGUCUCGGACUUUCAGAUUGAGAUGAAAAUGCGAUCAUACGGGCAAGGCCGAAGUGUGGGAGGGUUCAUCAAGGGGAUCCGGUUGUUGCGAGAUGAAUGAAGUGUCAAAAUGGUUCUUUAGCAAUUAAGGUGUAUGAAGUCU
Pseudo-nitzschia multistriata is the source of this 1074-nucleotide messenger RNA. Lineage: Eukaryota; Bacillariophyta; Bacillariophyceae; Bacillariales; Bacillariaceae. The record is from the annotation of a GenBank genome assembly.